AUGUGCAUUAGAGUAGUUGAUUUGUGGGUUGUUAUUGAAAAAAAUGGUGAUAAACAUCUGGAAGCCGUGAUUCAAGAUGGACAGGGUGAUAAGAUCCAUGUAAUAACUCGGAGCAGGGACUUCCCAGAUUGGGUUGAAGCUGUCAAGGAGCAUGAGACGUAUAAUCUAUAUAACGGGGAGCCAGUUGAAAAUGAUGUUCCUCUAAAGGUGUGUUGUAACCCACUCAAGCUCAUCUUUAAUGGAGGCACUACCAUGACCAAAGUGGCUAUACCGGAAAUACCUGCUCAUAAAUUCAGUUUCUUUCCUAUUGAGAAGUUCCUCAAGGGUGACUACAAACAUAACAUGUUGUAUGACAUCUUUUUCCAUCCAUUCAUGGACCCUGUUGACCCAAUUGGCUCAGCCAAAAAGGCAAGAGCAAGAAGAUCGUUGCUCUUGAGAGACUUGCGUUCCAAGCGUCAAAAAUAUUGUGGUCCACAACAACUACAUGGCGAUAGAAUGAUGAAUACUCCAGUGUCAAUUACACCUAGGCAACCUUUGAACGAAUUGACUCCGUCACUACGAAACAGUUAUGCAGUAAAUCCGUCCGGUAAACAGCCUAUGAUCUUAACUCCACGUGAUGCCGGUUCAGAACCUAGCAUAUCAAGACAUGCUUUUAGGACAAAUCUUAGCACCUACCAAAUAGGAGGUUUGGGAACAAAUCUAUUCUCAAAAUUUGCGGGAAUUUCUGCGGAAAAGGAGAACGAAUCCUUUACUCCUUCAUCAUUGGUCAAUUUAAAAGAACGGUCACCCUCUCAUGAAAUGGAGGUCCUUAGAACUGGAUGUUCUUCUAAUGUACACACGUGCCCACCAAGUUCCAGACCACGUCGGGGUAGGCCUAAAAAUGGAUAUGGUGUUCCAAAUAUUGCUAGGAACUUGACCAGGAAGUUCCCUGAUCUCGCAAGUACAAACACUGCUACGCCGGCCUCUACUCUCGACGGAAAUGAACAAACCAGCAAUCCAGCUCUGUACACACUUAAUGGGAGAGAUGCUAAUGCUAAUUUUGUGCUUUCAACUCAGCCAGUCCAGAUUUCGUCUGAUCUAAACAAUGCAUCGUCUUCCGGAAGAAAACCACGAAGUACUCCCAUCCCUAAACGAUCUAGGGGCAGGCCUAGAAAACAAUUGAGCGAGAUUCCAUGUCCGCCGUCGAAUUUCAAUAGGCCGUUCACGUUCCAAAGCAUUGGUGUGGCAUCUUCCAAAGCAAAUGACCAACCUAAUACAAGUUAUGUCAAUACACCAUUGGUCACGCCUCUGCAAAUACCCAGUGUUAGAAACCAGCCUGUUUGUCGCGAAGUGCCGCCACUUACACAGUCCACACACACUCACCAUUGUAGCUCGGAGCCAACGUGUCCGAUUUUUACACCUACGGUUAAUAUGGAUUUUAAUAGCGACUCGGACCAAGAUAGCGACUACGACCCUUUUGCAGCAUAUCAUUCCGAAGAUGAAAUCUGUUCAGAUACCGACGAGCAUGAGGCACCUUUUACAAUCCAUGGCUAUGUUACCGGAAUUGAGGAUGAAUAUUACGAUAUCGGUUCACCUCUUAUCGAAUGUCGUUAUUGUAAAGCAAUGAUGUGGUAUCAAGAGAGGAUGCACAAAAGUACCCACUCUGCUAACCCGAAGUUUAUGAUGUGCCGUGGGAACGGAAAAGUUGAACUACCACUGCUAAGACAGCCUCCGGAACCACUUGCAACACUUCAGUUUGAUCACGAAAGUAUUGUUAGUCGGAAGUUUCAACAACAAAUCCGACUAUACAAUAUGAUGUUUGCAUUCACAUCACCGGGAGCAAGGUUGGACAAUCGUUUUAACAACGGACGUGGCCCUCCAAUACUAAGGAUACAAGGUCAAACGUGUCAUCGCAUCGGAAGUAUGUUACCUCCUCAAGGAAGUAAACCAAAGUUCGCUCAGUUAUAUAUUUAUGACACCGAAAAUGAGGUGGAAAACAGAAUGCAUCAUCUAAGGAACAAAGAGAACAUUGAUCCUUUGGUUGUCAAUCAACUGUCCAACAUGUUGUAUGAAUACAAUCCACAUGCUAAGAUAUUUCAAAUGGCAAGACAAUGGUUGAAUAGCGGGGAACCUCAGAACCUAAAACUGCGACUAAUUUCUAAUCGGUCUACCGAUGGCAGAGUGUAUAACCAGCCAACUGUUAGUGAAGUUGCAGCCUUGGUUAUUGGAGAUAUUGACACGGCAGAAAUGAGGGAUAUAAUUAUGCAAACUAGAGGAGGAGGACUUCAAAGAAUCAACGAACUCCAUGCAUCUUACAUGGCUUACCAAUAUCCGUUGAUUUUUCCGUAUGGUGAGGAUGGCUAUGGACCCGAUGUAGCCCAUAGACGGCUGUUCCAGCAAUUUCUGGUAGAUGGUUACACUAUGUUGGAGUCCGAGAAACUAGAAUGGCUGCACAAAAAUCAACCAAAGCUACGAGUGUCCAAGUACAAUUCUUUGCAUCAAGAAGGCGACCAAAGUCAAGCUCCAGGUUUAAGCAUAGGUAAACGAGUGGUGUUGCCUUCGUCCUUUGUUGGCGGUCGUAGGUUUAUGGAUCAACUGUACUACGAUGGAAUGGCUAUAUGCAGUAAAGUUGGAUUUCCAGAUUUGUUUAUUACUUUUACCUGUAACCCAAAUUGGCCUGAGAUUCAAAGGGUUCUUGGUCCUCUGCAUUUGAAUCCUCAAGAUCGACCAGAUAUCAUUUCUAGAGUCUUCAAAAUCAAGUUUGAUCAAUUGCUUUCAGAUUUGACCAAAAAAGGUGUUCUUGGAAAAGUGCUUGCUUUAAAAUUAACUCUUGCAUCACGGUUCAUUGUAGAUAUGUACACCAUUGAAUUUCAAAAAAGAGGAUUGCCUCAUGCCCAUAUAUUAAUCUUCUUGCACCCUUCAAACAAAUAUCCAAGACCGGAAGACAUUGACAAGAUCAUUAGUGCUGAAGUGCCCGAUCCCGAAACACAACCUCGGCUGUACAAUUUGGUCAAAGCUCACAUGGUUCACGGUCCUUGUGGUUUGGCAAAUCUCAAGUCACCUUGUAUGAAAGAUGGGAGGUGCACAAAGUUUUACCCUAAGAAAUUCCAAAGUACAACAAUAGUGGACCAAGAAGGCUACCCGGUUUAUAGGAGAAGAAACAACGGACACACCAUUCAAAAGAAAGACAUCAUUUUUCAUAGUGGUCAUGUUGUUCCUCACAAUCCAAGUCUGUUGUUGAAAUACGAAGCCCACAUCAACAUGGAAUGGUGCAAUCAAAACACUUCCAUCAAAUACCUUUUCAAAUAUAUUAAUAAAGGGUCCGAUAGAAUUUCGGCAAUCAUACAAGGCCAAGACAAAAACAACGUUGACGAGAUCAAACAAUAUUUGGAUUGUCGAUACAUCUCCCCAAGUGAAGCAUGUUGGCGGAUAUUUUCUUAUACUAUACAUGGCAGGAAACCAGCCGUAGAAAGAUUGUUUUUUCACAUGGAAGGUGAAAACUCCGUGUACUACAAAGACUACGAGCAGGUUGGUGAUGUGUUGCUCAAACCAAGUGUAACGGAGUCCAUGUUUACGGCUUGGUUUGAGGCAAACAAAAUUUAUGAGGAAGCAAGAUUACUAACUUAUGGUGACUUUGUUUCUAAAUUUGUUUAUCACAAACGAAGUCGAAGUUGGAAACCAAGAAAGCGAGGAUAUACCAUUGGUCGAUUGAUUUAG
Molecule: messenger RNA, 3696 nt
Organism: Vicia villosa (hairy vetch)
Lineage: Eukaryota; Viridiplantae; Streptophyta; Magnoliopsida; Fabales; Fabaceae
Exons: 12
Coding region: 1-3696 (1231 amino acids)
Source: RefSeq, a predicted model, not a curated record